CAGCCAACAAGAAGUGGCGUCAUGCACGUCGUCCAUCUUGUCCAUACCUAAGAAAUAAAGUAGUUUUCACAUCUUUGUUAAGAUUGUUGUUGCAAUGACUGCAAAUCAGAUUAAAGGUAGCGGUUGGCCGCGAAGAGGAAGUCAAAAUGCAACUUUCGAUGCCAAAUAUGUCGCAAAUCAGUCGAUUACUAUCAACAGGACAAUUAAUCUGUACCCACUCACUAACUACACCUUUGGAACUAAGGAACCUUUAUUUGAGAAGGAUCCAUCAGUGCCUGCAAGGUUUCAAAGGAUGAGGGAUGAAUUUGAAAAGAUUGGAAUGCGAAGAAGUGUUGAAGGAGUUCUACUUGUACAUGAGCAUGGUUUACCACAUGUUUUGUUAUUACAACUUGGGACAACGUUCUUUAAAUUACCAGGAGGAGAAUUAAACCCAGGUGAAGAUGAAGUAGAAGGUCUGAAGAGGCUUCUAACAGAGACACUUGGCAGGCAAGAUGGUGUGAAGCAGGACUGGGUAAUAGAGGACACAAUAGGCAACUGGUGGAGGCCAAACUUCGAACCGCCACAGUAUCCUUAUGUCCCUCCUCACAUCACUAAGCCAAAAGAACACAAGCGGCUUUUUCUUGUCCAGUUGGCUGAGAAGGAUUGCCACAGUUGGAAGACAUCCUUUGUAUUUUUGAAAAACAAGUGCUGAUCCUCUGGAGAGCACUAAAUGUUAAACUCCUUCAUUUAUGAGGGGACACAACGGGAUUCAGAAUUAUAGUUGAGUCUGCGAGUAAUAUAUGUACUCAGCUGUUGUGUUGUUUGUAUUUACUAUUGAAAUUAGUCUGUAACAUAUUAUUGAGCAUAUUUAUCUCCAAAGAAUAGAACUAAACAAUAAAAUUUGUUUCAAACUAUCAUUUGUAAUGAAUUUAAGUUAUCCAUUUGUGGCAAUUCAUUAUAAGUUCCAUGUUGGAAUAUGGCUUUCAGUUUUAAGUGUGUCAUAUAUGUAAUAUUGUAGAACCUGACUAUAACACACACCUCUACUAUAUAUUUUUAAAAUACUUAAAAUGUGAUCCUGUUUGCUCUAUUGUGUGAAUGAAUGUGAAAGCUGUUAGCCAUGUUUUAUAAAUUCUUUAUGGAUUUUUGUUCAAUCUCUGUGAUUCUCACAAUAGUACGUGGCAUAUGUUGUCAGGCUGUGUAAACAUUAACUUUCAAUUGUUAGUUUCUUUUGAAUAUUUAGUAUAUAUACAUUAUGAUACUGUUCAUACUUUAACCUUGUUUUCCACCGUUACUCUUAUGCAUGCCCUUAUAACAUAUGUUAGCAAACUGUCUAUAAAUCUUUUGCCUGUUAUGACCAGGUUUUAUUUGUUGAAAUAAUUGUCUCGGUAAAAAGUUGUACAUUGACACUGUGGUAGCUUGACAUGUAAUGUGCAUCUCACACAUGUGAAAAUAUUUGUAGUCAUGCAGCAAUACCGAGAAUGUAAUCUGUGUUUUUACUUGCUCCUUAAUAUGAAACAUGUUUCUAUUAGUCAUCAUGUACAUACUGGGAACUAUAUAAAAGGAAGUGGUAUCUCGGUAAUUGUGCUUGUGAAAUCCACAUUGCUAUUAUUCCCUGUUUUGUGCACAUCUGAAGGAACAGUUAGGAUAUACUAAUGUAACAUCUCGUGUUUGUCAGUACACAAUCUUUUGUUAAUACACUGUAAUGUGUGUGGAAAAAAAACUUUAUUUUCAUGUUAAAUUUGAAAUAAAAGCUUCAGUUUGCGUUAGGGCCAUUAA
Schistocerca piceifrons (Central American locust) is the source of this 1755-nucleotide messenger RNA. It is a transcript of the gene Cpsf5, whose product is annotated as cleavage and polyadenylation specificity factor subunit 5. Bases 95 to 691 code for a protein of 198 amino acids. The transcript has 5 exons. The record is from RefSeq and is a predicted model, not a curated record. Lineage: Eukaryota; Metazoa; Arthropoda; Insecta; Orthoptera; Acrididae. Gene Ontology annotation, cellular component: mRNA cleavage factor complex. Gene Ontology annotation, molecular function: mRNA binding.